CAGAGGAGGAGGGUCUGAAGGACAGAGAGUUGCAGGCUGUGAAGGCUGGAGUUGUGUCAGUUUGAGGAAAGAGGACAAGUCUCUCAAAGCCUGCUCCUGGUGAUAGAUAGAUAAACAUUAAAGCCCCCCUGAGGAAUGGCAGUGAGCCCAGGCGGGGACACCAAGGGCCUGCAGCUCCCUGACUCCCAGUGUGACUCUGGCCUGGAUGGGGAGCUGAGCCUGGGCCUGGAGCCGGCCCCAGGGGCGGCCCCCGGCCCUCAGUGCGGGCCCUCCGGGGAGGACAGCUGCGACUCGGCCUACGCCUCGGAUCUGCUGGAGACGUUCGGCGCCCGCUGCUCGCUGGGCUCGGCCGGGGGUCAGGCCCCGGGCCCUGAGGCUCCCUUCGACCCCUGGGCCUACCUCAGCGAGGAGGGGGACACGUUCCUCCAUCUCUGCAUCAUUCACGAGGCUGAGGCCUUAGCCCUGGCAUUCAUUGACCAGUCACCGCUGGAGUAUCUGAACUGGCAGAAUGACCUCUUUCAGACGCCCCUGCAUUUGGCCAUGUACACGCGCCAGACGAAGAUAGUGCGGCAACUAGUUUUGAAGGGAGUGGACACCGAGCUACAGGAUCGUAACGGAAACACCGCACUGCACCUGGCCUGCCAGUACAGCCUGGAGGAGUGUGUGCCGGUCCUUACAAAGCCUGUCACAGCCAAAGAGCAUGCCUUGUUUGGAUUUGACACCCCCAGCCCCCUGGGACCUCGGAACCUUGAGAGACAUAACUGGCAAGGUUUGACCUGUUUGCACCUGGCAGUUCUAUAUAGGAAUGAUGUGAUGGUGGACUACCUGCUGUCUUCAGGAGCAAGAGUCAAUACACAGGAGUCAACGAGUGGACGGACUGCCUUGCAUCUGGCGGUGGAGCUAGGGGAGUUGGGGCUGGUGACGCGGCUGCUGCGAGCUGGAGGUGAAGUGGACGCUCCCAUGUACAACGGCUGCACUCCCCUCCACCUGGCGGUGGGGCGGCUAGACGCUGGCAUCGCUGUUGCCCUCUGCCAGGCCGGUGCCAACCCGCUGCUGCCCAACCUGGAGGAGGACACCCCGCUGGACCUUGCCAGCAACAACGGCAACGUGCUUGACCUGUGCCCAUUCGACGAUGUGAGACUCCUGGGGCAGCCAGUGGUGUGACAGAACAGGACUUUGUACGUGAUGUGACCAAACAGCGAAGUCCGAAGGGUGGGGGUGGUGAUAAGGACCUGAUCUCCCAGUGGAUGGGAGGCCCUCAUAGCGUGGGACCCUCUUCCCCUGCAUUUUCACCCCUACCCCCAUCCCUGCCCCCUCCAACACCUGCUGUGGUGGGGGGUGGUGAAUGUCCAGUCUCACCCGACUCCUUGCAUCCUGAGUCUGUUACCUCAGAAACCGAAGGGUGCAGUUUCGUCCCUGGCCAGGCAUGUAGCAGGAGGGAGUGACCCCAUGGAUAUAAAGGAAUCCACAUUACGUUGGGGACAAUAUUUCUGGAGAAGACCUGCUUUCGUGACUGAUGUUGAGCUGGAAUCUAUAUAUUUCUUGGAGUGAAGUGCGUUAAAUUUUAGCAAUGUUGCUCCGAGCUGCGAUCUCCUCCAGUAUUGCGAUUACCCGGUCAGCACCCUCCCCAUACUUUAAUCUUCCCCUUCUCUUCCCCCCCCCCCCAGCAAGACACAAGACCAAACAAAUGCCUUUAAAAUCCCAACCAGUCCUCUGGUUCAGACCGUUCCAGAGGCAUGAGUCUGCAAACCAGCCUGGCAGUGCCACUGGUAACAAGGUGGGCGCAUUGCUGGCAGAGGUGCGGUGAUUUGGUUAAGCUGAGUGUCUGCCUGAACCCUUUGGUGGAGAUUAACGGUGCCUCUACACAAUUUGAAGGGCUGAAUGACCCCUUCCCCCCCGCCCCCCCCAUGUUGGCAUGACUCUUGGUGGGGAGGUUGGUGUGGAGAAAGACCGGGAGGAGUUCUCGCCAGUGCCUUUGGAGCCAAAACUUCGCUGAAAAAUAAUUUAUUUGAUAUUUAUGACGAGUGUUGUUCCUGUGAGCUUCCUGCGUGUGAAUUGGCUGCUGUGCUUCCUGCAUUUCAACAGUCACCAGGCUUCAAAACUGUAAAGCACUUUGCGAUGCCCUGAGGUGGUGACAGUUGUUAAAUAAAUGAGGUCUCUUUCUUCCAGCUCUCCAUUUGCACCCAAAUUGCUGAGUGCUUUCGGAGCACUUUUAUUUUUACAUAAUAAAGACAUUGAAAAAA
Molecule: messenger RNA, 2243 nt
Organism: Hemiscyllium ocellatum (epaulette shark)
Lineage: Eukaryota; Metazoa; Chordata; Chondrichthyes; Orectolobiformes; Hemiscylliidae
Product: NF-kappa-B inhibitor epsilon-like
Exons: 6
Coding region: 136-1164 (342 amino acids)
Molecular function (GO): protein binding
Source: RefSeq, a predicted model, not a curated record